AGCAAGAUGGCGGCUUUCUUGUGCUGACAUCGCCCCGUUCACAUUUCUUUCGAAUUUAUGUCAACAAUUCCGGCAAAUAAUCUGUUUCAGUUGAUGUACCUAUAAUGUCUUGAACAAUUUCAAGUGUGUUUGAAAUUAAAAAUAAGUGAAAAAUGUCUACCAGAUCACAGCUUACGAAGGAUUUAAACGAAUCGGUGAAAUCAUUGCUCGGAAAACAUGUCAAGAUCCUGCUGAAGACUGUCGUUAAAUUGGAAACAAAACCCGAUAAACUUGAAAACCGUGUAUUGGUAUUUUCACCAUGUCGUUUAUUCCUUUUAGCAGCAAAGGUGCCAACAAGGAUCGAUUUUCAUUUUCAUUAUUUGGAAAUAACAGCAGUAGAAUCGAAAAGAUCGAAUUUAUUAUGUCUCACAGUAGGAGAAAGAAUCUACAAUUUCACAACAAUAGGAGCUGGUGCAGACACUACCGAAGUCGAUGCAAUGAUCGAAGCUCUACAUACUGCCAUCCGAAAUAUUUUCCCUACAGUUCCUCUAAAUUACGUUAUAAGAAAAAUCGACGUGAUACCAGUUAGCAGAUUACAGAGCAUAAGAGGUAGUGAUUUGGCUCGAAGUACAGAAGCAACGAGGCACACUGGUCCUUGUGGAGGAUUUUCAACUCAAUAUGCUUGCAUGUGCGAUUUACAUGCAGUUCCAUAUAGAGAAGAAGUAGCUUGGGAUGUUGAUACGAUAUAUUUAUCUCACGAUACCAGAGAACUAAAUUUACGAGAUUUCGAUCAUCUUGAUCAAAAAGAUUUAGUGCCUAUUAUCUCGGCAUUAGAAUAUAACACAUGGUUCACUAAAUUGCGUGUUUCACAUUUAAAACUAAGUCAUGAGCCCUUGGAAAGAUUGCUACACGUAUUACGUAGAUCUCUUUCUAUUCAGGAAAUCUACUUGGACAAUUUGGGAGUAAAAUGGGAUUUUGCACAUAAAUUGUCAUUAGCUUUAAUCUCAAAUGCUAACUCCAUGUUGCAUACUAUAGAUUUAUCUAAUAAUAUGAUUGAAGAUAAGGGGGCCUCUAGCUUGUGUGGGAUAAUAGCCAAGUUAAUGCAAGGAGCUUCACAUUUAAAUGGACCAAUAACUAAACUGCCAAAAGGCCUGCAGAAAUUAAAUUUAUCACACUGUGGAUUAACUGGAAAAGGUGUGGGACAAAUUGCUCACGCUCUCAGUUUAAAUAGAAGCAUGCCAACUAGUCUUCAACAUUUAAAUUUUUCUGGUAAUACUUUAAAGGAUGACAUUAAUAAUUUAUGUAACUUUUUGGCGCAGCCUAAUAGUAUAACACAUUUAGAUCUAAGUGGUACUGAUACUACACUUGAAUGCUUGUUUGGCGCUCUGUUGCGAGGAUGCGCAACUAAUCUAGUCCACUUGAAUGUUGCUCGCAACUCAUUUUCAAGCAAAAAAACCAAAGAAAUUCCUCCUAGCUUUAAACAGUUUUUUACGGCCACUUUAUCACUCAAGUACUUAAACAUCUCUUGCUGUAAAUUACCACUGGAAGCUCUAAAACAUCUUUUACUUGGAUUGGCCUGUAAUGAAAGUACCGUUGGAUUAGAGCUAGAUAUGAGUGGAAAUAAUUUGGGAUCAAUGGGUGCACACGUUCUUGAAUCAUGUAUUCAUGGUGUACGAUGCAUAUCGUCUCUUGACAUUUCAGACAGCAAUAUGGAUGUUGAUUUGGCUCAAGUGAUAACAGCAGUUGGAAAGAAUAAAUCCAUAAAACAUUUGUAUAUGGGACGUAAUACAGCUGGAAUGAAAAGUAAACAUAUUGCAGUCAUUACAGAUGCAUUGGUUCAAAUGAUACAGGAAGAUGAUUGUGUAUUGCAAGCUCUACAUUUGCCUGAUUCAAGACUAAAAGGAGAUCUCUACAAUUUGAUUAAUGCUCUCGGUAGUAAUACAUGUCUUCAUACAUUAGACAUUAGCGGCAAUCAAAUUGGUGAUCCUGGUGCAAGACUUUUGGCCAAGGCUUUGCAAAUAAAUAAUCAUCUUAAAGUGAUCAUUUACGACAGAAAUAACAUUGGUCUUCAAGGAUAUUCAGAUAUUGUUCACGCUUUAGAAAAUAAUUAUAGUGUGAGACACAUGCCCUUUCCAAUUUUCGAUCUACAGCCAUGUAUGAAGGCGUCAGCUGAAAAAACAGAACAGCUGGUGAGAAAAAUUCAAGAUCUUCUUCAAAGAAAUGUCACACCGUGUAAAUAUAGUCAUGGCCAGGCUUUUAGGCUUCAACAGGGAUUUUUAUUGAGUUCUACACAACAAAUGGUUGAUCGACUUGUGGUACAAACACAAGAUACAAUCAAAGCUUUAGCCGCAGAGAGUUGUGAUGCUAAUAAUGAUAUUAAUUACGCGACGGGACUCAUACAAGAUGCUGAUAAUUCUAAACAGCUUCUUCCAAGGUUGCAUGAAAUGCUGCAAAGAAAAGACGAGAAUAAUCCUAUUGAAAUAAAACUCAUACAAAUGGCUGAUGAGAUUCACAAAGUUGUUUCUGUUUAUUUGAAGGAUUCAUUGGAUUCAAUGCUCAAGUGUGCUAACGAACAGUGUCCAACUAUUCUUUCGCAAACUGUGAUAAAAGACGAAGAAAGUGAUCCAAUAACUGUCGAAUGUGAUCUUCGCGCUUCAUGCAAAGAAAGAAAUCAAGUUAAUCAUGAAUUUAUUCAAAGAACAAUUAGUGAACAAGCUGGCGCUGAUAUUCUUAAUAAAGUAAAUGAACUUAAUUUGGCAGUGGCUGCCCACGUUUCCGAUCGUGUCACUGACGAAGUCAUUGAAUCACUGUCAAGAAGUUAUAAAAAUUUGAUUGGAGAUUCGGAAUGUAGAACAAGAAGUAGCACUCCAGAUGUUUUGCGACCAAGUGCCGGAUCGAUGAGCAGUGGAAGUGUAAUUGGUGUCGCAGUCGGAACUCAAUCAUUGAGUAUUGGUAGAUCAAGUCUUGUUUCAGAAGAAGAAAGCACGCCCGAGAAUUAUUCUUUAACGAGCACUUUGGGUCCAUGCGUCACCGAUCCUUCACCCAUGAAAUUGGAUUAUUUGAAUCUUGCCACUCCUCAUUUGUCGAAUAAACGCAAAAGUUUGCAUGGAAGAAAAUUAAGGCCUAAAUCAGUUGUCGAUUCUGUGGAAGGUCUUUCAGCUGAUGAUAUUCCUGACUUACUUCCUUCACUUCCAAAGGGUCAAACUGAAGGAAUAUCGGAAAACGAACAUUCUUUAACAGAGUCUUUAGAUUCAGUUUCUGAGUUGCCAAAUACUGUUGGUCAACAAUUGCAGCAUCUUGUAAAAUCGAGGCCAAAGAGAGCAAAAACGAGAGCACCAUCUAGACCAAUGUUAAGACCGGAUCAACAACCAAAUGGACUUACUCUGGGCGAAGGUCUUGAUGUUUUCUUCAGACCUACAACACCCACUACACCUCUUGUAUCACCUACAAGUGACGACAGUUCCCUGCAUACUUUCCCAACUGAAGGCAGUCCAAAUUUAUCAACAAACAGCCAAAAGAGUAUUCCACCUGAUGUGGAGAAAAAACACGGUUGCAGUUCACCAAUGUUAAAAACACUUCUCGAACCUGCACCACGUUCAAGAUCGAGUGAUAAUUUGGAAAAAUUCUCACCACUCAUUGGCAGAAGAUCACAGGGUGAUUCACCAUUGACAUCAUCGCCUCUUGCACGUCGAAUGAUUAAUGAAAAUACACAUGAGAAAACACUUUAUGAGACGAGUGCAGAAUCGGGAAUUAAUAAUGAGAGUAUGUCAGAUUCAUUGCAAAGAAAUACAUUGCCAAUUGUUGGUUCAAGUUUAACAUCGCGACCCGCUUUAAAGGAGACGAGUAGUGAUGAAAAUAAUGCACGACUUUUACAAACGAGUGCCAGUUUUAGUACAUCGGAUAAAGAUGCAGAAACAAGACGUGCACUUAUGAAGCGUGCAGACACUGAAAAAAGUGGUCAAGUUUCUUCCGUUAAAUUACGUUCAACUGGUUUUGAUCUUAAAAGUCCAACUAAUGGAGCAACUUCAAAGAAUUAUAAUUACAAUGAUACAACAUCUAAAUCGCCAGUUUUAAAAUCAAUUGCCAAAGGUAAUAAUGGUAAUUUAAUGGUGGGGAAAACAACACCGCCUAUCACGGCACCAAAACCACGACCUUGGAGUAUGGCCGCUGAUCGAAAAUCAGGUGAAUUCAAUUUGCUUAGCGAUGGUUCGAGUCCAAAUACAUCGGCUGGUAAUACACCGGAUUCAGGUGAUGCUUUAGAUGAAUCAACUGAUAGUGGAGUGAGUGGACCAGCUUCUUUGCCACCAACGUUAUCAGGAAGUAGUACGACUAGUUCUUUGAGUAAUUCAAGUGUCGAGAAAAGAUCGGUGAGAGAAUUAGCGGCUAGUUUGACCAAAACAAAAAUGGAUAAAAAGGAAAACGAACUUACCGCACCCGCAGCAUGGAGGUCGGUGCUUCGUCGUUCUGUCAAACCAGCAUCAAAUAAGGCAAUGGAAGCUCCGAAAACGGCUGAAUUGCCGCAAAUUGCCGUUAAAUUACGGCGCACUUCAUUUUUGCGCGAUUCAAAUUUCAAUUAUGAUAAUGAUGUUGUUGAUGUUUGAGUCUCGUUUCUGAUUUUCGUUUGAAAAAAUUUUAAAACGAUUGUGCCAAUCCUGUAAUUUUUAUUAUGUCAGGAAACAAUUUCCCUUUUAUUUAAUUUUUUUUUUUGUUUGUUUAAAUUUUUACGAAUAGUAGAAACAACUACAUUCCAAUAUUGCAACGAUGCCAUAUUAUAAUACUUAGAAAAAGAAUAGCGACUCAGUUCAAUAUUAGGUACAGGGUACGAUUAUUCUCUUUUUAUAUAUUACCUAUAUAUAAAUAUAUAUAUGGACUGCAGUGAUAUAUAUAUUCCCUUGAACACAAAUUUCGUACUUAAUCUCUGAGAGGAAAAAAAAGGGAACGUCUUUGUAAAUACUGAACGUGAAACAAAAAGUCAUAUAAUUUAAAAAAAAAAUUAUUUACUGAAAUUGUCACGGGAUAUAACUACUUUUUUUGUUGAAAAAUUAUUUAAAGAAACAGAAUAUUGAGGGGGAAAAUAAUAGAUAUGACGAAAAAUGCAUGUGAAUUUUAUCCGCAAGACUGUUUCUGAUUUUAAUACGUGUUUUUAUUUUAUGAGCAAUUUUCUUUUUAAGGAGAUUUUGAUAACUUCGUGUUUGUUUUUUUUUUAAUUUGAGCGUAAGUGCCUAUUAAAGCCAGUUACCGUGUCAGUUUUUUUUUAUUUUAUUUUUUUAAUUAAGUUUUCUCCAAUUGGAAGAGUCUUCCUAUGCAAGGCAGCAAGGUGUUAUUUUUAAAUGAUUACAUUUUAAUCGCGAUAUUCCUGAUUACACUGAAAAAAAGUUUAUAGUAAAUUUUUAAUACAAAAAAUACUGAAAAAAAGUUUGUAGUAAAUUUUUAAUACAAAAAAUAGUGCAAAAAUUAUUUGCAUAGAGAAAAAUUUUAGAAUCUUAAUGCCUCUGUUUUUCAAAAGUUAAAGAUAAUUUUUCUUUUAAUUUUUAUUUCAAAAAUGUAAUUUCUUAACCCUUAUCGAUUUAUUAAGAUUUUAGUUUAAUAAUUUUUAGGUCAUAAUUUAAAUUAUUGUAAUUAAAUUUAGAUCUCAAUUUUAUUAAGUUGUUUUUUUUAUUAAAUAACUUAAUAGUUUUAUUUAAAAAUGGGAAAAAUUUUACGAAAACUUUAUUUUCAGUGUAACUUCCAAGCCUAACAUUUAAGAAGCAGAAUUUUACAAAAAAAAUGUGUCAUUCUGAUGAUACAUAAAAAUCUCAUAUUCCAAAAUAUUAUGAUAAUAUAUUAAUAUUAAAUCAUUGCAAUCGUGAAACUCAAUUUCGCUAUAUAAGGAAAGAAAAAAAAAAUAUUUAAAUAAUUCCUUCAAUGAAAUUAAUCCUGCUAAAAAACGAAUUGAAGAAUAUAAUGUAUUGUAAAAGCAGGUUGUAUUUAAAAAUUAAGACAAAACUAUAUAGUUGUCCGAGUCAUAGUUUAUAUAUUUUAAUUAGUAAUUUAAUGUAAAUUUUAUGGGAUAUAUUUCUGGGAUGAUAUAUGUACAUUAUAUUGUGAUUUGUUGGUUUUAUAAUAGCGAAUGAAAUAGGCGUGUGUGCGAAUGUAAAUAUUUUAUGUAAACUAGUUUCAAUAUUUUGCGAGAAAAUUUUUAUUAUAUUCAUCUGAAAAAGUCAGAUUGGUUAAUUAAAUUAUAAUCUAUAAAAUUUAUACUAAAAAAAAAAUAAAAUCUCAUAUCGAUGAUUUAUAUUUCGUAAUCGAUAGAUAAUCAAGUAUUUUACAAAAAAAAAAAACUUUUCUCUAAAAAAAACACAUUUCAAAAGUAUUUAAUCUCCGUUUUUAUUAUAUACACAAUUAUUGAAAUGUGCAAUAUAUGGAAUUUCAUAAAUUUCAUUCAAUUUUUUAUUUUUUAAAAGGGAAUUUUUGUUUGUUUGUUUUAACAGUUUUAUUUACUUGUAGAAAUUUAUUGCAAUUUUAUUUUUUGUUAUACACAUUUAAAUCAAUUUGUUGAAAACUAUAUUAUACGAUGAAAGUAUUUGGAUCGAUCUGACUUUACAUGUUUCUUCCGUAUGUAAAUGAAUAUUCUUCCUCGAUAUUUUAGGUAUUUUAUAAGAGUAUUUAAACAAUUGUGAAACAAAUUUUUUUUAUUCAAUCAAUUUAUUAUAUUUCGAUACGAAACUGCGAUUAAUUUUUUCCAAAAUUCUUAUAUUUGAAAAUUUCGGUGUAACAUUGAAUCAGUUUUUUUUUCAGUAUUAUUUCAAGAUUUUGCGAAAUUUGUUUAAGAACUCAUCAAUUUUUAUCUUACAUAUGUAAAUUUCUAUUAACUGAAUCUAGAGAAUCGAUUUAUAGAACAUUUCGAAAUGAAAGUAUUAGAAUUUUUUUUAAAUGUAUCGAAAUAUAAUAUAAAGGCAAUUACAAUUUUUUUGUCCAUUCUCAUGAUGUGUUAUAAUUUGAUUUAAAAUUUUAGAAAUAAUGUCAAAUUUUUAAUUUUUUUGGCGUCAACGAAAAAAAAAUUUUUUUCCAUAAAAUUUGUUAGCAAAGAAAAAAAAAAUUUGUCAAUAUUGAGAUUUUACGUCGAUGAUUUAUUGCACAGCAUUAGAUGCAAUACACAUAUGUAUAACAAUAUUGUAAUUUUAAAGGACUUUUAUAUGUAUAUUCAAUAAUUUAAGUAUGACAUAAGGAGAAUAAUAGACAAAAAUGAUAAAUUUUAGAGUAUAAAGUAUAAAUUUAGAAAUUCAACUAAAAUAAUCUCAAAAAUUAAGCCAAAAUUUCAGUAUAUAAACUGAAUAAAAAAAACUUCUUCAUCUUGUUCUAAAAAAUUUACUAAGUAUGAUAAAAAAAACUGCCCUUUUAGAAUUUCUAUAUUAUUUUCAAAAUAAAAACUUUAAUAUUCUGGAAAAAGUUUAUCAUUUUGCAAAAAAAAGAAUAUUUAUUCGCCUUAGGAAAAAUGAAUCACUUUUUAAUUAAAAAAAGAAGUCUUUACAACUGUUUUUACUUUUUCUAAAAUUAGACUUUUUAAUUUUAUAAAGAAAAAAAAGACAGUUAUUUAAUUUUUCCAUUGGAAAGCCAAGAAGGAAAAAAAAAAUUAUUCUUUUUAAUAUGAGUUUACCAAAAUAGUUGUAAGAAAAUAAAGUGUAUUUAAAAUUGUAUAGACAAUGUGAAAUCCGGUGUCGAUUAUAAUUGACUUUUCAUCUCUCUCUCUUUUCUUGUAAAGGAAGAAAGAAAUUAAAUGGAAUUAUAUUAAGAUUUUUUAUGCAAAAUAAGAAAAAAAAUCACUUCUAUUAUAAUUGAAUUAUUUGAAUAUUAAAAUAAUUCAAUUUGAAAAUAAAGAAUAUAAUUCACAGUUCAAAUAAAAUAUUUUCGAAAAAAGUGGUUUUUUAUUUCUUAUUUUGCAAAUUUGAACAAAAAUUAUGCCUGAAAUUUGUAAUAAAACCGGGCCUACAUCAUAUUUCAGCCGACAAAUAAAUAGUCAUAUUAAAAAGUGAAA
Messenger RNA from Leptopilina boulardi, 7993 nucleotides. It is a transcript of the gene LRR, whose product is annotated as F-actin-uncapping protein LRRC16A. The coding region runs from base 153 to 4580 and encodes 1475 amino acids. Gene Ontology annotation, molecular function: protein binding. Gene Ontology annotation, cellular component: lamellipodium; plasma membrane. The record is from RefSeq and is a predicted model, not a curated record. The transcript is spliced from 23 exons. Gene Ontology annotation, biological process: cell migration; regulation of Arp2/3 complex-mediated actin nucleation. Lineage: Eukaryota; Metazoa; Arthropoda; Insecta; Hymenoptera; Figitidae.